CCUGUUACCUACACAGAUCCAAACUCACAAGCAAGCUCAGUCAGCACGCCAUGGUGACGAUGAAGCGAUGCAUGGUUCCUACCAUCCUGCUGAUGCUUGGGCUGCAGGCAGCCCAGCUCGUCGCCGGCGACGAUGUGGGCGCCAUUCUCCUGCCGAGCCAAGCCCAAGGCGAAGCAGCCAUGGCGGCGGCCAAGAAGAGGCCAUGGAAGUGCUGCGACGAGCCCUUCUGCACCAGGUCGUUCCCUCCCAUCUGCACCUGCAUGGACCAGGUCUUCAAGUGCCCCAAAACCUGCAAGUCCUGCGGGCCGUCCGCGGCUGACCCGUCCCGCCGGAUCUGCCAAGACCAGUACAUCGGCGACCCUGGACCCAUCUGCCGGCCGUGGAAGUGCUGCGACAAGCCUACCUGCACCAAGUCCAACCCGCCGACGUGCCGCUGCGGCGACGAGGUCGACAAGUGUGCUCCGACGUGCAAGACCUGCCUGCCGUCCAGGUCGCGCCCUUCCCGCCGCGUCUGCAUCGACAGCUACUUUGGGGCCUUCCCGCCACCGUGCACGCCCCGAGAGGCCGUCGCCGCCGGCGGCAAGUAGCUACCGCGCGCGCGUACGCGCUGGUCACCCGAUCGAUCAGCGUGCCGUUGAUCGAAUCGCCACGUCGUCUGUACUGCGACCUCGCUUGCAGCAGCAGCGCUCUGCAGUGGUUGACAAUAUAAUAAACAUGUUUCUGAAGAAA
Hordeum vulgare subsp. vulgare (domesticated barley) is the source of this 729-nucleotide messenger RNA. Its product is annotated as Bowman-Birk type trypsin inhibitor-like. The transcript has 2 exons. Bases 51 to 587 code for a protein of 178 amino acids. Gene Ontology annotation, cellular component: extracellular region. The record is from RefSeq and is a predicted model, not a curated record. Lineage: Eukaryota; Viridiplantae; Streptophyta; Magnoliopsida; Poales; Poaceae. Gene Ontology annotation, molecular function: serine-type endopeptidase inhibitor activity.